AUGUUGAGGUUUGGGUAUAAGCAAAGCAAUGCAGAUUAUACCAUGUUUGUCAAACACAAUGCACAUAAGGUAACUGUCCUUAUUGUAUAUAUGGAUAAUAUAGUUGUGACAGGCAAUGAUGAGGAGGAUGUGACACAUCUGAAGAUACAGUUGGCCAAGGAGUUUGAGAUCAAAGAUCUUGGCCCAUUGAGGAAGUACAUUCUGGAUCUUCUUGCAGAAACAGGCAUGUUAGGCUGUAAACCAGCUGAUUCACCUAUUGAGGUUAACCAUCAUCUUUGCAAUGUUGUUGGUAACUCGGUGGAGAAGAAAAGGUACCAAAGACUUGUGGGACGACUCAUAUAUGUAUCCCACACUCAGUCGGAUAUUGCUUAUGCAGCUAGCGUUUUGGAGGCAUUUACUGAUGCUGAUUGGGCAGGUUCUGUAGAUAACAGGUCUAUAUAA
Camellia sinensis is the source of this 441-nucleotide messenger RNA. Lineage: Eukaryota; Viridiplantae; Streptophyta; Magnoliopsida; Ericales; Theaceae. The record is from RefSeq and is a predicted model, not a curated record.